Penaeus indicus is the source of this 5237-nucleotide messenger RNA. Its product is annotated as peptidyl-glycine alpha-amidating monooxygenase A-like. NCBI's taxonomy places the organism in Eukaryota, Metazoa, Arthropoda, Malacostraca, Decapoda, Penaeidae. The record is from RefSeq and is a predicted model, not a curated record. Gene Ontology annotation, cellular component: membrane; extracellular region. The transcript is spliced from 19 exons. The coding region runs from base 243 to 2909 and encodes 888 amino acids. Gene Ontology annotation, molecular function: oxidoreductase activity, acting on paired donors, with incorporation or reduction of molecular oxygen, reduced ascorbate as one donor, and incorporation of one atom of oxygen; copper ion binding; protein binding. Gene Ontology annotation, biological process: peptide metabolic process.
UUAAUAUAUAUUCUGUGGGGGGAAUCAGGCCUUCCCACCGACCAGGCAGACCAGAUGGCUCGUGGAAGAGAUAAUACAGCAUCGUCUUGUGUUGAAGAGCCUCUUGCGACAACUUCCUUUGCUUAUCUCUCUGUCUUUCUUUCCUUAUCUACCGACGAGGAGAUAGAUGAGUGAGGACAAAAGAGAGAGAUAAUCCUGGUAAAAGAAAGUCGAAGCUCAGCCCUCUGUAUGUGAGAGUCAGGAUGCCAGGAUUGCUAACACUGUCAUGGCUUUUUGUUGGAGUGCUCCUAGGGGUGCUCCUGACGGCCCCCCAGGCAUUGGCACGGGAGGUUGUCAGGCUUGAAGAAUCUAGUAAGGCCCCCACAACUUAUAUGAAAAAGUUCAUCAUGCCUGGAGUCACCCCUAGACAGGCUGAUGCAUACCUCUGUACAGCAAUGGCAUUAAAUGAGACUGUUGAGGAGUGGGUUAUCAGAUUUGACCCCCUUGCUUCAGCAAACCGAGCUCAUCACAUGCUUCUCUUCGGAUGUACUGAUGUCCCGCCAGACUACUUGCAACAAGGCUCAUGGGACUGUGGUCAUCAUGGUGUCUGCACAGGUGGUAGAAUAAUGUUUGCUUGGGCAAAGAACGCACCAGCCACGAGUUUGCCAAAGGAUGUUGGGUUCCGUAUAGGAGGUCAGACUGGUAUUAAGUACCUCACAUUGCAAAUCCACUAUGCGAGUGCAAUGCAAGAGGGAGAGCAAGAUCACUCGGGCUUGCAGAUGGAAGUUACAAAAGAACAGCAAAAAUACAAAGCUGGGAUAUAUUUGCUAGGCUCACCCUAUUCAGACAUUCCUCCUCAUAGAGAAAAAACACAUGCAGAUAUGAAUUGCAUAAUUGGAGAGACAGGGGAGCCAAGAGAUAUAUAUAUCUUUGCAUACCGCACCCAUGCACACAAAUUAGGAAGUGUUAUCACUGGGUAUAUGUUUGACCCUGAUACACAAGAAUAUACAGAGAUUGCAAAGGGGAACCCACACUGGCCCCAAGCUUUCUACCCAAUGUCCCAGGUGUAUCAUGUCAGCACAGACAAGAUUCUACAUGCCCGUUGCACCUGGAAUUCAACCAAUUGUAAAACUCACACAUACAUAGGCCAGACCUCUGGAGAUGAGAUGUGCAACCUUUACCUCAUGUAUUACACGGACCGCGAGCAAGGCUCAGAGACAGGAGGCUGCUGGACUGAGUCUUUCCCAGUCAUCACGCAGAAUCUCCCAGCUGAUAGUGAUGUCCCGUUGCCACCAAACCCUGCGCUUGAGGAACAUGCACAGGGCGAGAAUUUGCAUAAAGAACAAGAAAUCACAUAUAAUUCCCUCUUGGAAAGACCUAUCGAGAAUGAAAAGAAAGCCUACAAAAACUCUGAAAACUACCAGAAGCCUAAGCCGGUGUCAUAUGACUAUGAUAAUGUAAUGACACCUGGCAGACAGAUACCAAAGGACAACAUCAAGCCUUCCUUGGUUGAAGCUCCAAGGAAGGGAAAGCAGCUUCAGUUCUCAGCGUAUCGCAUGAUCCCAAAUUGGGGCCCGAAAGAUAUUGUCUACGGGCAAGUGGUAGCAGUCGCCCUCGACUCCAAGGGAGACGUUGUGGUCUUCCAUCGAGGAGAACGUCGUUGGGAUGGCUCAACAUUUAUCCAGAACACGCUACGAGACAAGAAACAUCCCAUAACACAACCUACACUCCUUCACCUACACAAGGAAAAUGGGCAGAUUAUAGACAAGUGGGGAGAAAACCUUUUCUUUAUGCCACAUGGACUAACUCUUGACAAGGAUGAUAACAUCUGGGUCACAGAUGUGGGACUUCACCAGGUACUGAAAUUCCCUCAAGGCUUUGGCGAUGGCAAACCUCUCCUGACCCUUGGCACAAAGUUCGAGCCAGGCAAUGAUGCAACACACUUCUGCAAGCCGACAGGAGUUGCUGUCUUGAGUACAGGAGAAUUCUUUGUAUCGGAUGGUUACUGCAACUCUCGUAUAAUCAAGUAUUCAGCUAAUGGAGAGAUUCUAUUCCAGUUUGGAAAGCAAACCCACGCACUUGUAGGCUUUGGCAUCAGUUCUCCACCCCCUGGUUCAUUCAACAUUCCACAUGCCUUAACCCUCAUAGAGGACCAGGGAGAGGUGUGUGUUGCAGACCGAGAGAAUGGCCGGAUUCAGUGUUUCACUAUUGAACAGGGUCAGUUUGCAAGGCAGUUCCAGUUUGACGGUUGGGGCAGUCGGCUCUUCUCCAUGAGUUACACUCCAGCGCUAGAUGGGAAAUUGUUUGCUGUAAAUGGUCCAGGACUUUUGUCUUCCAAACAAGUGGCAGCUUUUGAAGUAAACUACAAAUCUGGUGAACUACAGGGAGCCUUUAGUCCAAACAACCAGGGCAUGAGUAACCCUCAUGACAUCGCAGUUUCACAUGAUGGUAUUGAUGUGUAUGUUGCUGAGAUUGGACCCAAUAAACUGUGGAAGUUUGAGCUUGAGUCAGCUAUAAAGGCAGCAACCAAGGUCCAAAACAAGUCACAGGUUGUAAAAUCUGAUACUAGUGUUUCCAAUAAGUUGACAGGAAAUUCGGUUCCAACAAAGAUAAGGGUCCCAUUCACCAGUCGGUGGUCAACCAUAGUGUUAGGACUUCUUGCUGUUCCUGUCAUAGUGCUGACAACACUCACCCUCAUCAUACGAGCAAGUAGAAGUGGACGAUUACAUGUUAGGCACUUAAAGAAUGGAUCUUUGUCUUCAUCAGUGCUUGGAAUUAAAGGGAAACACGAAAAUGGCUUGAAUUUGGGCUCUCUACUCAACAAACAUCACGGUUUUGAAAAGGUUGCAACGGAAGACCUGGAUCAUGAUGCUCCAGACUCAGAUGAUUCAGAUGUAGAAGAAUUUUCACAAGUUGCAACAAGAGCAUGAGAGAGAUACAACAAAAAUUAUUUAAGUAAUUUGUAUUUAUGAUAUCAGUCAAAUGUAGUCUUAUUUGGUGUAAAGGUGAACUGUUUGGUUUAAUAUGAUGAUGUUCUUGUAUUGGAAGGAACAUAUGCUUUUUGGGGUGGAUGGGAAAGAAUUCGUGUGACAGUUGUAAUAAACUAAUUUAAUCACAACAGUUCUUCAUUCAUAUUUAGUAUUACUUGAAUAUAAUGUUUUUUUUGUAUCGGUCUUCAUGAUUACCAAUAUAUGAACAUGGUAAGUCAUUCAUAUUGUGGCUGGAAAGUUAUGAUUUUAGUCAGCUAUUCUGAGUUCAGAUACAGGUUUUAUGGUUGUGUUUUAAAGUUUUAUACUUCAGACUUAUGAAGGGAAUGCUAUAUAAACAGAAACAAUUUUUUAUUUUGUAUUGCUGUAAUAUUUUGAUUUAAAACAUUCAGGUUUUAUGGUUAUAUUCAGAUUAUAUCAACAGUAGUAAAACCUUGCAGGGAAAUUUUUUAUUAUAUUUUAUACAGUAUGAUAUAUCACUUUUCCUGAGUGAGAUGAUAGAGGUAUUCUGGGUAAGAAGGUAAAUGGUUACCAGUAUGCCUUAUUUAAAUGUUUUCUUACUCUGAAUAUUUGUGAUGUAUAUGAUAAUUUUAACUUCUUCUAUAAGUACUUAGAAAGGAAAAAGAAAAAUUACUAUUUUAGAUACAGGUAUAUGGUCAUUAUUAGUAAUAAUGGCCAAUAUCUAUAAAUAACUAAACCAUGAAUUAUAUUUAUUACAGAUAUUUUCUUUUGUAAAAUGAAUAAUUUAUGAUACUAUAAUUUAUAUUUAAAGUCAGAUAUGAUUUUACUGAAUCACUCUGCCAUAUUACAUAAUUAGCCAAGUAGCAUGUAUAACAAAUCAUAUGAAUGAUACCCAAGAAUCAAGAUGAAUUUUCGAGCCAUGUUACCAGUUUUGCACAGACUACUGAAUACCACAGACGACUUUCAGUAUCCAUGCUCUGUGCUAAGUGGUACACUUUAAUGAAGUGCCACUUUCUCCACUUUUAUAGAGAAACUAGUGCCCCAAGUACCAUACAGGUUCCAACACAUACAUCCAUCCAUUUCAUUCCUUGAACAGCAAUGUCAGUAUUUAACAAGAAACAGUAUACUCCUUCUCCUCCUCCUCCUUUGCCAGCUUUGUAUUUCUACACAGUUGUACUCUCCUUUUUAAAGCAUAACAUCCCCAACUUCCUCGUGCUACUGGGUAACACAGCUAAUGUACUGUGGUUGUGAGGCCUCACUUCCCUUUGAUGUCUUAUGCAAGGCAACUUCACUCGCUUCCUUUUUUAAGCUGGAAUAAACAUAAUAUAAAGAAGACAGAUGUUAAUGGCCUCAGCCUGGAGAACAGUAUUGCAAAAUGCACAUUGCAAGUGCUUGCAGAUGUAUAUAGUUUCUGUAUUCAUAGUAACAAAUGUGGAAAAAGGUGUGAAUGAGUGUGAAUAAUUAAAAAAUGUCAGAUUAAUUUACUUUGCUUGUCAGCUAUACACUGUUCAUUAGAAAUGUAUUACAUAUUUCUGAUCAUGAUUGCUUGAUCAAAACAUCAGCUAAUCUAUCUUGUUUUGUGGAAUUAUUCAUACUCUCAUAUCAUUCUCAGCAUAGUUUCUGAAGUUUCCUAUGAUCAAGAACUUGUUUCUCAUUCCUGCUUUUCUUUUUCAUUUUUGUAAGCAUAUUUUAAUUUCAGAGAGUAGGAACCAUGCAUGUAUAGAUGACUCAGUAGAAACUCACUAACUCAGGCAAACAUGUCUGCACUGUAACUAAACAUUUUUAUAAGCAGCUUUACCUACAGAAGUUCAAUCUGGAAUCCAGAUGUGCUUGUUUAUAAUAUUCUAUGCUUUCAAAUAGAAAUUCAUGCCAAGCUGUUUCUGUAUGAAGAAUUUUGAUAUAUUUGGUUUGUUAUUCCAUACUAAAAGAUAUAUAGUACAACUUACAGUACCUAAAGUAUUUCAUGAUGGAACCAUAGUUGCACUGAAGAAUAUUGAUAGUGAGACAAAAUACAUAGAAUUCAAAUAUCAGGAUAUCAUUUUCAUACACAAAAACAUACCAUUAAGCACAAAUUUAUGGCUCAAAAAAGAAAAGAAAAGUGAUAAUUUUUAGUAAUCAGAUAAGGCAAUAAAUGUAAAGUACUCAAUGCACAAUUAUUAAAUUAUACCCAUCAAUACAUGUAUACAUAUUUAUGAGUGCUUAACCAUGAUAUAAAUAUUGUACCAAAGAGGCAUUCAUAGUCUGAAGAAGUACUGGGUAAUUUUUAGGGAAACUGACUGUAGUUGUACACAAAUAAAGAUAAGUGACAUA